Messenger RNA from Penaeus chinensis, 566 nucleotides. RefSeq names its product U-scoloptoxin(01)-Cw1a-like. Gene Ontology annotation, molecular function: chitin binding. The transcript has 2 exons. The coding region runs from base 15 to 416 and encodes 133 amino acids. The record is from RefSeq and is a predicted model, not a curated record. Gene Ontology annotation, cellular component: extracellular region. NCBI's taxonomy places the organism in Eukaryota, Metazoa, Arthropoda, Malacostraca, Decapoda, Penaeidae.
GGAAGGAAAGCAUCAUGAAGGCCUUUAUUGUUUGUGCGUUGAUGGGCGUCGUAGUUGCCCUCCCCGGCCUUCGCCUGCGUCGCGACUCCUCGCCCGAUCUCUUCGAGGUGCCCUCCAACACCUCCCUGGUUCUGGGCGGCAUCAACACGGGCUUCGACUGCGCUGACCUGCCCUACGGCUACUACGCCGACGAGGCCAACAACUGCGCCAUCUUCCACGUGUGUCUGCCCUACAUCGACCACGACGUGUACAUCUCACGCCACUUCUCCUUCAUGUGCGCGCCUGGUUCCAUCUUCGACCAGGAGCGCCUCGCAUGCACCCGCCCCGAGUUCGCCCGUCCCUGCGCAGGCGGCGAAGGCUACAGGAGCUCCAACGGCUACUUCGGCCGGAGUGACAUCAACUUCCUCGAGGAAUAAGGCAAAGACACUGUGAUUGAGUCCUCAUAGGUCUCACUUUGCCCCAGUUAUUACGGAUGAGACGUGUUUUACUAAACUCAUGGUUGUUACUUGACAUCCAUUAUUGCAUUGACAUUUGAGGAUUUGCAAUAAACUUUUGUGGAACCAUAA